Durio zibethinus is the source of this 2013-nucleotide messenger RNA. Its product is annotated as UDP-glucuronic acid decarboxylase 2-like. The record is from RefSeq and is a predicted model, not a curated record. Gene Ontology annotation, cellular component: cytoplasm. Gene Ontology annotation, molecular function: UDP-glucuronate decarboxylase activity; NAD+ binding. Lineage: Eukaryota; Viridiplantae; Streptophyta; Magnoliopsida; Malvales; Malvaceae. Gene Ontology annotation, biological process: D-xylose metabolic process.
AUGGGGUCGGAGCUGAUAUACAGGGGCCAUGACACCCAGCCUGCUUCGGAUUCUUAUUCACCCAAACCCGUUAAACCAUGGGUCUCUGUCAGCCGUCCGAUUCGUUACAUGCUCCGAGAACAACGACUCCUCUUCGUGCUUGUCGGCAUUGGGAUAGCUACUCUAAUUUUCACUGUCUUCCCAAGCUCACGUGCCCCGCACGUUCCCCAUCACCACUUUGCCACCUCGAUCGCCGAUUCCAUCACCUACUUCCCCAGAGAGACCCAGAACAAGUUCUCGUACCCGCAUCGCGUUGGCUUCGGGUCGGCCAACCCGACCGGUAAGAUUCCACUGGGGCUAAAGCGGAAGGGUCUGAGAAUCGUCGUAACGGGUGGAGCCGGGUUCGUAGGGUCCCAUCUCGUGGACCGUCUGAUUGAUAGAGGAGACAAAGUGAUCGUUGUCGAUAACUUCUUCACCGGAAGGAAAGAAAACGUCUUGCACCAUUUCGGGAACCCCAACUUCGAGCUUAUACGCCACGACGUGGUCGAACCUUUGCUUUUGGAAGUUGACCAGAUCUACCAUCUCGCUUGCCCCGCGUCUCCAGUUCAUUACAAAUUCAACCCCGUCAAAACUAUCAAGACAAAUGUGGUGGGGACAUUGAACAUGUUAGGGCUGGCGAAAAGAGUAGGUGCUAGGUUCUUAUUGACCAGUACCAGCGAAGUGUACGGAGAUCCUCUUCAACAUCCUCAGAAGGAAACUUACUGGGGCAACGUUAAUCCCAUCGGUGUCCGAAGCUGUUAUGAUGAGGGAAAGCGUACUGCUGAAACGUUGACCAUGGACUAUCACAGAGGAGCUGGUGUUGAGGUUAGGAUUGCCCGAAUUUUCAAUACUUACGGGCCUCGUAUGUGCAUCGAUGAUGGUCGUGUCGUUAGCAACUUUGUUGCUCAGGCUUUAAGGAAGGAGCCUUUGACUGUGUAUGGUGAUGGGAAGCAGACAAGGAGUUUCCAAUAUGUUUUUGAUCUGGUGGAGGGUCUCAUGCGCCUGAUGGAAGGAGAACAUGUUGGACCUUUUAAUCUUGGAAAUCCAGGUGAAUUCACCAUGCUUGAGCUUGCUGAGGUGGUCCAAGAAACAAUUGACCCCAAUGCAAAGAUAGAGUUCAGACCCAACACAGAAGAUGACCCACACAAGAGGAAGCCUGACAUCUCAAGAGCCAAAGAGUUACUUGGUUGGGAACCCAAGGUGUCCCUCCGAAAGGGUCUCCCUCUAAUGGUUUCAGACUUCCGGCAACGUAUCUUUGGUGACCAUAAGGAGGGCAGCAACACCAACAAUGCAUCAUCAUCUUAAGGUGGCAUAUACACUCAAAGAAAGACCAAUCAAAUAUACAAUUGUUCAAUGGAAAAGGGCUCCCUUUCUUUUCCCCCUUGAAACAAUAUAUGGAUACGGGUGGCAGCAGCAGCAAAUGAAGUCCCUCUAGCUUAAAUGAUAUUUGUUUGCCAUCUUUGUAAUUUUCAUGUCUCUUAUCCCUUAAAGCUUAAAUGACUGCGCGUUUGCGAAAAUAAAAAUAACAUUGUACCCAAUAUUUUUUUUUUGCAGCUGCUUGUGUUCCGCAGCAAUAGUCAUUACCUUGUGCAGUAUUCCCAUUUCCCAUAUUCAAAAUCUAAAUUUUUCAAUCUUUUGUUUGCCUAUAUUAGUUUGUGUGUCUGAGUUUACCCCGUGCAAGUACAACAAAUUGUUCCAGCUCUUUUUGGUCGUUAACUCUUAGGUUUCCUUUUAACCCUUUUUCUUUUCUGUAAGACUUGACUCCAGUUUAAUUCCCCUGGAUUCAUGCAGUAACAUGUUACUAUGUUAGUAAAUUGUGGGAGAAUCUUGGUGCGACACUACAUUGAAUUAAAAAAUUCGUUUCACUGAAUAAACCAAAACUCUGAAUGAAGGACAAGAAUAUGCAUCCAAAGAUCAUGCCCCGUAGAAAUGUCCGACUUUACCUUUGUGAAGGCUCUCAUUGUCUCUUCUUCCGUCCCCACCUUUAAGUUGAUG